ACGGUCUUCUUGACUUGGCACCCCACCCCCUGCGCACCAAUCGCCGUUUCCUUGUCCCUCCCCGAAUCUUGCCUUACUCGGCUUCCCGCUUCUGCGCACCUCGAACCGGCCUAAACCACCUGCCUCGACCCCCUUUUCUCCUGGUAACACAAACAGCAUGUCGGACUACAACUCAGUGCCGCCACCCGGGGCUGGAGCACCACUUGGAGCCGGUGGCGGAAUCAAGAAGGAUGCCUUUGCCGAUGCGGUACAGCGAGCUCGGCAGAUCGCAGCAAAGAUCGGCGGAGAUGUGGGAGGACCCCCGAUGAACAACGCCGGUGUCCCCGAGAGCUUCCCCUUCACCGCACAGAAACGCCAACUGGAGGAUGGAGAUCAACCAGAGAGCAAGAAAAUGGCCCCCCAGCCAGACAGAGAUGCAGGCCCAGCCAUGUCCUCCAUUGGAGCUACGCUCGCGGCCAUGGCCCAAAGGCCAUCCAGCAUGACAGAGGACUACAGAGUGCCGGACGGCAUGGUUGGGCUGAUCAUUGGCCGAGGGGGAGAACAGAUCAACAAGAUCCAGCAGGAUUCCGGCUGUAAGGUCCAGAUCGCCCCAGGUGAGCCAGACAGCGGUGGAAUGCCGGAGAGGAGCGUGUCUCUCACCGGAUCUCCUGACGCCAUACAGAAGGCGAAGAUGCUCCUGGACGACAUCGUGUCGCGGGGCCGCGGCACGCCCCCCUCCUCCUUCCACGAGUCGACCAACGGCCAGAGCGGCUCCAUGCAGGAGAUGAUGAUCCCCGCGGGCAAGGCCGGCCUCAUCAUCGGGAAGGGAGGGGAGACCAUCAAACAGCUGCAGGAGCGAGCGGGUGUGAAGAUGAUCCUCAUCCAGGACGGCUCUCAGGCGCCCAACGUGGAUAAACCCCUGCGUAUCAUCGGAGAGCCUUACAAAGUGCAGCAAGCCCGUGAGCUGGUGCAGGAGAUUCUGCGGGAGAGGGAUAACCCCGGAUUCGGAGACCGGAACGAGUACGGGUCCCGCAUGGGCGGAGGAGGAGGUGGAGGAGGCGGAGGAGGAGGAGGCAUGGACGUGAGUGUCCCGAUGCCAGUCCCGCGCCACUCUGUCGGAGUCGUGAUUGGCCGAAACGGCGAGAUGAUCAAGAAGAUCCAGAACGAUGCCGGGGUCAGGAUACAGUUCAAACCAGACGACGGCGUGGGCCCUGAUAAAGUGGCUCACAUCAUGGGCCCCCCCGACCGCUGCGAGCACGCGGCCAGCAUCAUCAACGACCUGCUGCAGAGCAUCCGCGCCCGCGAGGAGGGCCAAGGGGGCCCCCCAGGGCCGCCGGGCGCAGGCAUGCCUCCGGGCGGGCGGGGCCGGGGCCGGGGCCAGGGCAACUGGGGCCCCCCGGGCGGGGAGGUCACCUUCUCCAUCCCCAGUCACAAGUGCGGCCUGGUGAUCGGGCGGGGCGGCGAGAACGUCAAGGCCAUCAACCAGCAGACGGGCGCCUUCGUGGAGAUCUCCCGCCAGCCUCCGCCCAACGGGGACCCCAACUUCAAGCUCUUCAUCAUCCGGGGCUCCCCGCAGCAGAUCGACCACGCCAAGCAGCUCAUCGAGGACAAGAUCGAGGGUCCGCUGUGUCCUGUUGGCCCCGGUCCCGGUGGGCCUGGCCCCUCUGGUCCCAUGGGCCCCUACAACCCCAACCCCUACAACCACGGGCCCCCUGGACCCCCACAUGGAGGCCCCCCAGGUGGUCACCAGUGCCCCCCUCAGGGCUGGGGUGGAACUUACCAACAGUGGCAGCCUCCUGGUCCUCAUGACCCCAACAAGGCGGCUGCGGCCGAUCCCAACGCGGCCUGGGCUGCCUACUACGCCCAGUAUUACCAGCAGCCCGGCGGCGCCAUGCCCCAGCAGGCCCCCUCCGCCCCUGCAGGGGCCCCGGCCCCCGCCGAGCAGCCCCAGGCAGGCCAGGCCCCCGGGGGCCAGCCCGACUACACCAAGGCCUGGGAGGAGUACUAUAAGAAGAUGGCUCAAGCGGGCGGGACAGCGGCGCCCGCGGCGGCGGCGGCCCCAGCGUCCGGAGGCUCCCAGCAGCCGGACUACAGCGCGGCCUGGGCAGAGUACUACAGACAGCAGGCCGCCUACUACGGCCAGCCUGGACAGACUGCAGGACAGCCCGCAGCCCCACAGCAAGGCCAGCAGACGCAGUGAAACUUGGACUGGACUUCGAAUAAGACCUACCCAUUCUGCAAACCCAGCCAGCUAUCUGGACUUUUUAACCACAAAAAGAUAUUUUAGUUUUAUUUUAUUUCUUUUUUCUUUUUUUUUUUAUGUUUAUGGUUUUGAGUCGUUAGAUUUUGUGGUGGGAAAAGUUUACCCCUCUGUCCCCACCGCCCCUGUGUUCUGCUCAUUUUUAAGGAAAGUUUGGAAAAAUUAACAAAAAAAAAAACUUCAGAUUUGCUAAGUGACCGGUGGGGCCCAUGUAGGCCGAUCCCUUUUCUUUCCUCGUUCGCAUAUCGGUGUCGUCCCAAUCCCUCAAAUGUGUGAAUUGGGAAACGUGUGAAGUCUGAAGUACAAAUAAAUUUGUCUAAUAUCCUGAUUUGACCAGCUGAUAUCCAUCUGCCCAACUGACAAUGGACUCACCCCCCCCCCCCACUCCCCUACCUGCCCAUGUAAUUUAAGUGAGAAACUGUCUACUAAAAAGUACUUCACUUCCUUCUCCAGCAUCUCCAUUCAACACCUGUUUUUGUUCUAUUUUUAUUUUUAUUUUAAAGAGGUGGAAAGAAUUGUUUGCUUAGAAUCUUAGACUUGUUUUUAUUUUGAAGACUUUUUUUGUAUUUUUACCCGCCCCCCAUGUUAGUUAUGAGUUGGAACAUUCCCAGUACUGAAGUAGCAGGUUUUCCAUCCAUUUUGAUAAUUUAGUUUUGACUUCCGCCCUGUGAUGAACCCCCCCCCCCCGUUCCGCCCUCCCGUUUCCCCUGUGGUUGGUAUGGGUUUUCCUGUAUGGGUCCCCCCCUGUGCGUGAAUGCGAGCGCACUCUCGCACACGUCUGUACAGUGUAAGAAUGAGUGUCUGUCAACAUCCGUGUGUGUGGCGAUGCAUGUCCGUCGGCCUGCGCAGGUGUGUGGGUACAGUGGUAUGUUCGUGGGUUGACCGUGAAGCCAGUGCAGCUCACCGGACGCCUCGCCCCUUGUGUUCCGAGUCCUGCUUCGAUUGCAGUCAUGUCAAAGGGAGAAGACUUCUGUUUUCCUUUAUUUUGUUUUUUUUCUCCCCCCCUCCCCCUCCCUGUUCCAAGAAGUCAUGAUGUUAUAUAUUGUAUGCUCGGUUUUUACUUUUUACAGCUUGUUUUUAAAAACUUCACAAUAAAAGAUAUCAGGACCCUG
Conger conger (European conger) is the source of this 3351-nucleotide messenger RNA. It is a transcript of the gene khsrp, whose product is annotated as KH-type splicing regulatory protein. Lineage: Eukaryota; Metazoa; Chordata; Actinopteri; Anguilliformes; Congridae. The record is from RefSeq and is a predicted model, not a curated record. The transcript is spliced from 18 exons. Gene Ontology annotation, biological process: regulation of gene expression. Gene Ontology annotation, cellular component: nucleus; cytoplasm. Gene Ontology annotation, molecular function: mRNA binding. Bases 158 to 2179 code for a protein of 673 amino acids.